GUAAGGCGAAUGCUGAGGCUGCCUCUUACACUACGGAGCCAUCCUUUCUGACAUUGAGCUAUGGAAAUGCCUCUACCACGGUUCUUGCUUCUUGGGUGCGCGCAGCCGAGUUCGCUGAACAAUGUCGAAGCCUGGCGGAGAUACAUGGCCUCAAAGCCAAGUUUGUUCUGAUCACCACCCAAGAAAUGGCAGAGGCAAAACAGCAGCACUUCGCCAUCACCACAGCUCCACAUUCGCAUCAACUCAGGAGGCUUUAUUUGAAACCUCUUGCUACGGAGUUGCCUGACCUCCCACCAGAUCCCAUAGCUAGCAGCACGCACAGACCAACGGAGACCCAGCUUUUCGUUUUCGAAUCAGCAUUCCCAGAUCCUUUGUGUCCAGGGACCGGUGGAUCACUUUACAGUACUUUGCAGCAAGCUCCAAAAGAGGCAGUUGCCGCCUUAGAACCCGAAUCCAACAACGGAAAAGGAGGAGGCAGUGGCGUUGGUUUGAGGAGAACUGAUGGCAGCAAGCCUCCGAUCACGGCCAAAAUUUGGAGACUCACAGGGGCUCCGAAUUUGUUUCGAGCCAUCGAUAUCUCUCAGGCUUUGGAAGGAGCAGGAUGUGCAGAUGUCAUGGCUAUUCAGCCACCCAGAGGACAAAAGCCAUGGCUAAUCAAAGCCAAACCAGCCAAAGACAGUUCUGAAGAUUUCUACGGCAUCAGCACAGUUGAGCACACCUUACUUCUCAGCAAAGUUCCUCCCAGAAACGCCAGCUUGGCUUCCAGAGCACCUCAAGCUUCUACAGCCAAGAAAUCACAAGCCAAAGCGUCCACAGCAACCGUAAAGAAGCGAAGCUUUGAGGAGAUCAUUCCUCCAACUACUCCCAAAAGUAGCUCUUGUGCGAAACCAAAGAUCUUUUCUUGGCCUUGCAACAUUUGCGGGACGGUGAUCAAGGGCACCACCGCUCUGCGUUUGUCCCAAGAUCGGGGAUCACACAUGUCCUACAGGCAUUCUGAUGUGCCCGGCAAUACUUUGGCAUCAUCCCUGUCAGCUACACCUUGGAUCCGUGACAGGAUCCGGAAAACUCACGAGGAGCAAAAGGCCAGAGUGAAGACCAACGCAGUUCUGGACACCAGAUUGGUCCACUUGGCCUGCACUUUCCAGGUGUGGCUGAAGCAAUCAGCCCACAACAAGCAGCUGCUUUUGGACGCUUGGGGCAUUACACUGUCGCAAACCAAUGCCAAAUUCCAGCAGCGGCAGCAACACUCGAUGCUUCACGCGCCCUCGCAGUGCACUGCUGCAACCUUGAUCAGCAUCAAUACAGGAGGAGCGCCCGGGGUAUGGAGAGCAAUCGACAGAUUCCUUGUUGAAGCAGAACAACCACCGGCAAUCAUGUGUAUGCAAGAGGCAGCUCUCUCAGCCAAUGAAUAUGACGCAGUGGCAAGCCGUUUCAAUUUUCUUGGUUACAGCACUUUCUAUGCCAAAGCGGCACAUCCCCACAGGCCUUCUGGCGGGGUGCUGAGCGCUACUCGGAGGGAACUUAGGGCUCAGCUCCUGCACGCACAUUUUGAAGAAGACCACCAGCACAUUGCCAUAAGUCUUGGUAGCUGGAUCCUCCUGAACAGUUAUGUUCCACCAAGGCCAAAUUUGCUUGAACAAGCUCUGACGAGCGUCAAUGAAAUUUUGAGUGUACACAGAGCCAACGCAGGCAGCAGACCUUGGCUAUGGACGGGAGACUUCAACGACUCUGCAGCUCAAGUUCAAACUACAGCAAACCUUCAUGACGGCAGCCUCCUUCAAGCGCAGACCGCCUGGAAGGGCACUUACAGUAUUGACCAGAUCUGGACCAACAGAGGUGAUCUGACGAGGGUGCAUGAUAUCAGCACGGAGAGGAUAUCCAACCACAAGGCUUUGCAAUGCUCUAUUGAAGUCCUUUGGAAAGAGGAGGACACGGAGGAACCUCCGGUUGAUACUACGUGGGGGCUCUACAACCAAGCCCUCUUUGAUUGUUUUCAACACACGGCGACUCGUAUGCUUUUGGCAGAUUCAGAGACGAGCACUACAGCUUUCAACCUGUGGGAAUUCAAGGCGUCCACAGCCCAGCCGAAGCCACUGGACACUUUAAGAAGCGACCUACAAUCACUGGGAGACGGUCUGGUCGGACAGCAGCAUCAGCAAACAGCAAAAGAUCGAUGUGCUCCUGUGGUUGGUUGGCGUCUUUGGAUUACUCUCUUGGCAGCCACGGCGGCCAUGCAACAGCUAGGAAUGCCAGCAGGUUUAUGCAAUGCUCUUUGUUUUCAGUGGAACCACCAACGGCGCCUCCUUCAAUGGCAGCAAGACAUUCUUGCCCGGCCGCUAGAGACAGCAGUGGCGAUCCCGCAAGGGGAUGCACUAUCACCACUGGCUUUAGGUGUCUACAUGUAUGCAGGGCUUCGUUUCGUGGAAGUUCAAACACCAGAAAAUGCUCAGCAAAGGCAACGUUCCAUCUACAUGGAUGACAGAACAUGGACAUGCAGUAGCCCAGCACUCUUGAUGCAAACCUUGAGGAGCUGUGAAACUUUUAGCAACAGCAUCGGUUUACAAGAAAACCCCGAGAAAACGCAAUUGGUUGGCAGCAGCCAAUACAGACGCAGAAGGCUCAAGGAGGAGCUUGCAGAUCAACGACUGUUGGCAGAGAAAGUAUCUUCCUCCGCUCUUGUCCUUGGUUGCUCAACAGGUAAAGCACACUGCAUUCAGAAGAAAGAAAAGCAGAGGAUUGAAGCAGCAAAAGCACUUUAUGCCAGGCAGAGCAUUCUUCCGGUCAAGCAGCGGACAAAGCUGAACGACCAACGCAGUCUUGGUGUUAGCAAGGCGGCAUAUGGUUGGGUUGCUAACACAUCACCUCAGUCACACAGCACAGACCAUGACAAAAUGGCACGGAAAGCUAGCAGACCUUUCACUCAAGUAGCGAUCAAUCUUCACAAUUUGCAGGUUGUGAUAGGAACCAGACAGGUUCUCCUGUGGUUGAAGAGGAAAUGCAUGGAGUCUUGGACAUGGCAACAAGACAGAGCCAGCCAAAUCGCGCAAGAGGCGCGCCAGUGGUUGACAGACCGUGGUUGGGAGCAAAUUCGACAAGGAUGGCAUCAUCCAGUGCUUGGCAAAGAACUUCACACCGCCUUUGCACAAGGUGAAAGAUGGAUCCCAGUUACAGCAAAGUCCAUUGCACAUUUGUGCAGGGAGGGUUGGAGGACGCAGCAGUGGGAGGAAUUUUUGCAUUCAGGCAGAAGGGAGAGCCGGAUUUUGGGCCUUUGGCCCUAUGAUGAAGUCAGGUUCUCACAUGUGAGAAAAAUUGCACAAGAAACCCAGGGAGCGGCUUUGGCGAUUCUCUACGGGGCGGUUCUCUACGGGGCGGUGAGCCCGGCAUGUUUUGGACUGCUCUGUGGCAAACUUUUCGUAG
Cladocopium goreaui is the source of this 3417-nucleotide messenger RNA. The record is from the annotation of a GenBank genome assembly. Lineage: Eukaryota; Dinophyceae; Suessiales; Symbiodiniaceae.